This is a messenger RNA of Mycena citricolor, 1995 nucleotides long. The record is from the annotation of a GenBank genome assembly. Lineage: Eukaryota; Fungi; Basidiomycota; Agaricomycetes; Agaricales; Mycenaceae.
CUCGCUCAUGGACACACCCACAUUCACCGUAGGGGAGAAUGUCCUCUGCUACCACGGCCCCCUCAUCUACGUCGCUAAAGUACUCAAAGCUCAACCUGCCGAGCCGGACGAGAAAAAUACUAUAACGGGUCAAGAUGGACAGCAUUACUUUGUACACUACAAAGGCUGGAAGACGACAUGGGACGAAUGGGUGCCUGCUGCGCGUCUCCUGAAGGAUAACGAACAGAAUCGGAUAACCCAGAAGUCCGUUCAAAAGGAAGAGUCAGCCAAGACCUCCUCUAACCGGGCAAAUCAAAAGUCGAGUACUGCUGGAGCUGCGAAAGACAUAUUGUCAGCAUCGGUGGCUAGCGCAAGUACCCGCUCUGCACUGUUCUUCAUUGUUCCUCUGCCUACUCCGAAGCUGAAUGUCCUGCAGGCUGAUGGAGCACGGGCGCCCGACAUGAAGCUCAAUGUUCCAGAGCAGAUCAAGGCCAAACUUGUUGAUGACUACGAGACAGUCACCAAAGACAACAAACUCGUAACUUUGCCGCGAAAUCCUAGCGUUGGUCAACUGCUCAAAGACUUUGAAAAGUAUCUCACGGAGACGCCCCCACCGCACCUCAAAGAUCCCAACCUUCUCGCACCCACUGUCAUCUCUGGUUUGCAGGUUUACUUUGAUCGAUCGCUCGCCAACCAUCUACUGUAUCGCGUGGAACGUCCUCAGUAUACUCAAAUCCGGGCUAAAUAUAUCACUGGACAAGCUGUUGUGAUUGGACAAGAGAAGGAAAUGAGCGAAAUCUACGGGGCUGAGCAUCUGUUGCGAAUGCUCGUCAUUCUUCCGGCAAUGGUCUCGCAGUCAACCUUGGAUGGGGAGUCGGUUGAUAUUGUACGAGAAUACGUAAACGAAUUGCUUGCGUGGAUGCUUCAAGAGCAAUCGCGACUAUUCUUACCGGAAUAUGCUGAACAGAGCAUUGCUUAUCAGAAUGUGGCCAGAUCUUGAUAUUGUUACGUGACAUGAAUGUACUAUAAACCUUACUCUUGUUGUUUGAUUUACAUAUAUAUAUAUUCCAGAGUAUCCGAGUAUUCACUUUCUUCGAUCGGAGGUCUGCGCCUUUGUUAUCUUAUCUCAAGAGAGCGAUAGAUCGCAUCUAGACGGCCACGUGAUCCAUAGUAAACUUGGACUACGGCGCACACCGCCGUGCGCACGCUACGGCCAGAUGGAAAACUCGUUUCAAGGACAAAGCAACCGGCGACCGGAUUUGAAGCGCAAACUUGUCGUUGUCGGUGAUGGUGGCUGCGGGAAGACUUGUUUGUUGAUCGUAUACGCUGAAAAUCGAUUCCCGGAGGCAUACAUUCCCACCGUCUUCGAGAACUACGUGACGCAGGUCAACUUCGAAGGCAAAGAUAUCGAGUUGGCACUGUGGGACACUGCCGGGCAGGAGGAGUACGAUAGACUGAGACCACUGAGCUACCCGGAAAGCGACGUCAUUCUCAUCGUCUUCUCCGUCGACUUCCCCACUAGUCUCGCGAACGUGCAAGACAAGUGGUAUCCUGAAGUGGCACACUUCUGCGAGGGCACGCCUCUGAUUCUCGUUGCUACCAAGACGGAUCUCCGCCGCGACGAACAAACGCGCCGUAUGCUCUCCGCUCAGGGCCAAACACCCGUCUCUCCGGAACAGGGGUCCGCAGUGGCAAGGGAGAUUGGUGCCAAGUACAUCGAGUGUUCUGCGAAGACGGGGACUGGCGUACAUGAAGUGUUCAAUCUCGCACUCAAGGAGAGCAUGCGCGGCAAGUGGGGCAAGAUGGUGAAGCAGAAGCGCUGCCUGGUCGUGUAAGACUGGGAGGUGUCUUGGCACUGCCCUAGCUUUCAAGCUUCGAGAUCCAUCUACAUACUGACUGACCCGCUUCUGCGCUCGUAUUUAUAGUCUCUGUUCCUCUCUGCACAGCACAUCAUAUAGCAUCACUGUAUCAGGACCGACGCAUGUCGUGCAAUUCAUUUCAUCUCUGUAUCUGGGA